UUUUGUCUAUUGAUUCGUCGUCGAUGCCCCACCGACUGAUGUUAAAAUUUUCAUAAAAAUCCCAUUAGUUUUACAAUACUGUGUGAUUCUUCUAAUGAAAUUGUAAAUUUAAGGCCACGAACAAGGUCGCGACGGAUAUUGCCAAACCACAUCGUUCUCUCGAAGGCUGGUGUGGAUCCUCGGUUCGGUGCACUUCUCCUUUCGCUGGAGGCUAGCUUUCGAUCGGAUUUUCUCACGUCCCAUAGUAAACAAUAGUUGGUUUUUGUGGUGCAGAGUGUUGUGUGUAUCGAUCUGGUGUGGUGGUCGUGAGUGGAUGGUGUGCGGCAGCGCCGGGCGGUCGUGAUGCAGGCGUGAGAGGGCGGACCCGCGCGGGUCAUGUUGGAGACGCGCUCGGUGCGCGCCGCAGACUCGGUGUGGGCCAACAAGCCGCUGCCGGCGCCGCACGCCAUGGCCAGCACCCGCCACGGGAAGGCGCAGGAUGACGUCUGCUACGUAGUAGCAAAGUACGACUAUGCGGCCCAGGGGGCUCAGGAGCUGGACCUGCGCAAGAACGAGCGCUACCUGCUGCUGGACGACUCCAAGCACUGGUGGCGCGUGCAGAAUGCUCGCAGCCAGUCCGGAUACGUGCCCAGCAACUACGUCAAGAAGGAGAAGCCUUCUUUGUUUGAUAGCAUCAAGAAGAAAGUGAAAAAGGGCUCCGGCUCCAAGACGCUCCCCUCCAACAGCUCCCCAGUGCGGGGCGGGGGCGACUCCCCGCGCGCGGCGCGCCCCGAGCCCGCCGAGGCGCUGGGCACCGCCGUGGUCAAGUACAACUACCAGGCGCAGCAGCCAGAUGAACUGGCACUGACCAAGGGCACCAGGAUACUGAUACUGGAGAAGAGUAACGAUGGCUGGUGGCGGGGGCAGUACCAGGGGCAUACUGGGUGGUUCCCGUCGAACUACACGAGUGAGGAGGGCGACAACGACGACCCCGUGCACACGUACGCCAUGGCCGAGAACGUGCUGGACAUCGUGGUGGCGCUAUACUCGUUCACGUCCAACAACGAGCAAGAACUAUCGUUCGAGAAGGGCGACCGGCUCGAGAUCGUGGAGCGGCCCGCGUCCGACCCGGAGUGGUACCGCGCGCGCGACUCCCGCGGGCAGCUGGGCCUCGUGCCGCGCAACUACCUGCAGGAGCUGGCCGACUACCUCACGCAGCCCUACACCGGUCCGCCGGGCGGCGCAGCGGGCGCUGGCGGCGGCGCGGCGGGGCGGCCGUGGUACUACGGCGCCGUGACGCGGACGCAGUGCGACACUCUGCUGAACCAGCACGGCCACGACGGGGACUUCCUCAUCAGGGACUCGGAGACUAAUGUGGGUGACUACUCCGUAUCGCUCAAAGCCCCGGGCCGCAACAAGCACUUCCGCGUGCACGUCGAAGGUUCCCUCUACUGCAUCGGACAACGCAAGUUCCACACUUUGGACCAGCUCGUGGCGCACUACCAACGCGCGCCCAUCUACACCAACAAGCAGGGCGAGAAGCUGUAUCUAGUGCGCCCCUUGCCCAGGGCCAACCAGCCCUGCUGAGUCCAGGGGGUGUAGAGUAGCUGUGCCAAGGAGUGGACGGGGGGUGUAGCAUGGUGGGCAGUGGAGAGUCGAGGAUAUAGAUGUGUAGACAGGUAAAGGCCAGAUUUAGAACGACCUAGGAUUCUAGAUAGAUGUCUCUUAUGUUAGUGAUGUUGACAUGUUGGAUUUUGUAGCGAUGCAAUUGGGAUUGUCUCGAAACUUGAAUUUGCAAUAAAUGGUGAUUUUGUGUUUCCGGUACCAAAUGAUGAACUCUAGAAGUAUUUUGCUUGGUCGGUCAAUUGAUUUAUCAAGUUUGGUUUACGUAAAUAUGAGCCUAAUUGAACUAUUAUGUUAAUUUACUGUCAGAAUUUAUUUUUAAAUAACAAAUUAAAAUUUGCUUUAACUUAACUAUUUGGUCUAUAAAUAACAUUUUAAAAUGUUCAAGACAGAAAUUAACGAAACAUUUGGUUUGAAAAUGUCAAUGUCACUAUGCGCAAUAUUAACCCGGUUAUUUUAAAACAAUAAUUAAACCUCUUCCACCUACUUAGUAAUAAUCGGCUUUAAGUUUUUUAGAUACUCCAUUCAACGCACUAGAGUCAAUUCGAAACAAACUAUAAUGUAACCGUUCCAAACAUGUACCGAAUAGACGCUCUGUAGAUAAAUAAUGCACCGUACUGUAGACACAAUAUUCUUAAGUAUUUUAAAAGAGUUAUGACGGUAAAUGGCGUUUAUUUUAUUUUGUUUCUUACGAGUGUAAGAAGCAA
Messenger RNA from Plutella xylostella (diamondback moth), 2309 nucleotides. RefSeq names its product SH2/SH3 adaptor protein dock (gene dock). The record is from RefSeq and is a predicted model, not a curated record. Lineage: Eukaryota; Metazoa; Arthropoda; Insecta; Lepidoptera; Plutellidae. Gene Ontology annotation, biological process: enzyme-linked receptor protein signaling pathway; cell migration. Gene Ontology annotation, cellular component: cytoplasm. Gene Ontology annotation, molecular function: signaling adaptor activity; receptor tyrosine kinase binding.